Molecule: messenger RNA, 4500 nt
Organism: Penicillium waksmanii
Lineage: Eukaryota; Fungi; Ascomycota; Eurotiomycetes; Eurotiales; Aspergillaceae
Product: glycoside hydrolase family 15 protein
Exons: 7
Coding region: 1-4500 (1499 amino acids)
Biological process (GO): carbohydrate metabolic process
Molecular function (GO): hydrolase activity, hydrolyzing O-glycosyl compounds
Source: RefSeq, a predicted model, not a curated record
AUGCCAGAUCCUCAGUAUAACGCCAUUGAGGACUAUGGUCUGAUUGGAGAUAUGCAUACGUGUGCCCUCAUCAGCAAGGCUGGUAGCUUGGAUUAUAUGUGUUGGCCGGUCUUCGACUCUCCCUCGGUAUUCUGUCGUCUGUUAGAUGACAAGAUCGGUGGAUUUUGGUCGGUGGCGCCUUACAAAACCGUCGUCGACCCUCAUAGCAAACAGCGAUACCUGCCAUAUUCAAAUCUGCUUGAAACUCGCUGGACCAAUGAAGACGGUGUCGUCAUAAUGCUGGACUACUUCCCCGUCACGCCCAAGAAGAGCUCCCAGUCGGGCCGUCUGCUCUCGGGUUACUGUCCAUGCAAUGAACCCGGAGCUAAUCGUUUCAAAUCUGGACUGCAGCAUUCGGGUCUCAUCAGGAAAUUAGAAUGCAGUCGUGGCUCAAUGGAAUUAAAAUUUGAGCUGUUCCCCGCUUUUAACUAUGCCAGGGACAAUCACAAUACCCGUGCAAAAUUGGAGAACGAUAUGUCCAAGCACCGACUUCAGACUGUCCACUUUGAGAGUGAUACAGAGCGACUACAACUUGAGAUCUUCGCCGACUCACGAGAACCUGAAAAGAAAGGAUUUCCCGAGGCCAGAUUCACCUUGGAAGAACGCGGGGGGAUGAAAGGCAAGGGUAUGGUUGCCUGGAUUCGUCUCUCCGAGGGACAAACGGUACACCUUGUGCUGCACAGUCCCGAAAAGGCUGUCCCGAGCCCUGCAACAAUGGCUGCCUACUUUGCUAGAAUGGAGGAGGAGACCUCCGAUUACUGGACGGAUUGGACCCGCAAAUGCGCAUUUCGAGGACACUACCGCGAAACCGUUGAGCGCAGCCUGCUCAUCUUGAAGCUGCUUACCUACAAACCCACCGGUGCAAUCGUCGCAGCGCCCACCUUCUCGCUCCCCGAAAAUGUGGGUGGCUCACGUAAUUGGGACUAUCGGUACUCAUGGGUGCGUGACACGGCUUUCACACUUUACGUCUUCCUCAAAAUGGGAUACAGCCGCGAGGCGGAAGCCUACGUCAACUUUAUCUUCGACCGGAUCUUCCCGCAUGCCGCCAAGGAAAUGGAAGCAGGUAGCAAACGGCCUUUCCUCCCACUAAUGUUUACCAUCCGUGGCGAGUGUGACAUUCCCGAAGUGGAGCUGGAUCACCUCGAUGGAUACAAGGGUAGCAAGCCUGUGCGAAUCGGAAACGCAGCCGUCUUCCACACGCAGCUGGACAUCUAUGGCGAACUGCUCGACAGCAUCUACCUUUAUAACAAACAUGGAAAUCCUAUCACCUACGACCAGUGGGGUUCGAUCCGCCGCAUGGUGAAUUAUGUCGUUGGCGUGCGUGGCCAGAAGGACAUGUCCAUUUGGGAGUCUCGUGGCCAGAUCCAAAACUUUAUUUAUUCCAAAGUGAUGUUGUGGGUGGCUCUGGACCGUGGCAUUCGCCUUGCAGAGAAACGAACCAGCCUGCCCUGCCCUGAUCGCUUCAAGUGGAUCCAGGUACGCGAUGAGCUGUACGAUGAGAUCAUGGAAAAGGGGUACAACAAGGAACGUGGUCAUUUCUGUCAAAGCUAUGAGAGCCCUGAGGUUCUAGAUGCGUCGAUUCUGAUCGCUCCCCUUGUAUUCUUUGUCGCACCGAAUGAUCCCCGCUUCAUCAGCACUCUGAAGAUGAUCCUGAAGAGUCCCGAGAAAGAGGGACUCUCCAGCGCCAAGAUGGUUUUCCGAUACGACCAUGUGAAAGCAAAUGACGGUGUGGGUGGAGGCGAGGGUGCCUUUAUCAUGGUUACUUUCUGGCUCGUUGAGGCCAUGGCACGGGCUGCUGCUUUCGAUGUCCCCAUUCCGCACAUCUGGAAACUCGCACUCUCCCACUUUGACAAUAUUUUGUCAUACUCUAAUCACCUCGGGAUGUUCUCUGAAGAAGUGGCUAUUUCGGGUGAGCAGAUGGGAAAUACACCCCAGGCUUUCAGCCAUCUGGCUUGUAUAAGCGCGGCUAUCAACUUGGAGAAACUUGGUCAUUCGGGUCUGUUCCCCCUCAUGGCGGGCGCUUGCACGAAUUGGGCCGAUCGGCCAGCUUCCGAUCAGGCAUUAUCUUCAGACGAAGAGGGGGAAGAGGACUUUGUCUCGAGUCACAGUACUGCCUCACUGGAUCCGGAUGAUCGCUUUGAGAGAAAUCAUCUUUCCACCACCCUGAGCAAGGCUCAUUUGCACCAGACCGCGUCGAAUCAUAGCUCCGAGGACUGCUGGAUCUUCCCCUUUGAUAUCCUCAAGGAUAUCGUGAAGGAGAUUACGCACACGAACGACCUCACUUCACUCGCCUUGACAUGCUCUGCCUUGCAUGGGCUCACCAUCCCGCAUAUGUACUCACGCUUCGACAUCGUCUGGCCGGAGUCGUUAAACCCUUCAAGCGACGAUUAUUCUGGCGUGGACGCCCUAUCAUACGGUCUCUCCACUUUGGUUAUGGGCGAAGAUGUCUUCAACCAGCUCCCAUCUCGACACGACAGGUUGACCCAAGCUUGUUCGAGCUGCGGCUGUUCCGACCGCGUUCACCAGCAGCGAGAGACAAGCGAGGGGCCUCCCUCGCGUCGCGGAAAUUAUUACGCGCAGUACACGCGGACAUUUUCGAUCGGCAAUGGUCCGCUGAGCUGGGUCCAAGAAUAUUCGGUCAACAGAGAGGUGGGGAAGAUGCUCGGGACGCUGGUCGCUCUAGCCGUCGCACGAAUGGUCAACCUUGAGACAUUCAUCUGGGAUAUGCCGACGGGUGUGGUUCGUGAGAUUUGGUUGGCGCUUGCUUCGCUGGCGGAUAGGUUGGGUGACGAAUGUCGCUUGGAGAAGGUUUGGGUGCGCUGGCAUGACAAUUCGGAGAAUGUCCUUCGGAUUGCACCGGCUUCUGAGGCUGCCACCCAUCUGUUCAAGAGAUACAAGCACGUGGAACAUCCCUCGCUUUCUGUCUUGCCGGCUUUGAAGAGCGUGGCCGUGCUAGAUAUUGAUGAGCCGGCUUAUGUGGAGGAACUGGCAGUUUUGAUUGAGCGGUCUCGUCAUCGUCUUGUUGAGUUGAGAAUUGGAGUCUCUUUGAAGGCACAUCUUUCCGAUUGGCUUGUCUGUGCCAAAGACUCAGAUGCCGCUGAUGCUGUACUCAGUUGGCCAAGAUACGGUGGACUGUUGAGUAUUCUUUCCAAAGAUAGCUCAAGGCUGCGUGAGGAAAAGGCGGUCCUUUCUUCAACCUCCGAUCUGCAGGUCGCUUCGGAACUCCCCAGCAAACCGACGGAGAAAUAUAAGGAUGAAGUAUCCCAGCAUGAUGAAAGCAACCGUCGAGAAACCGAGAAAGGCACCACAGUGGCCAACAAAGAAAUCAAUAAUUCACACCCGAUAGCCUCUCAUGCCGCUCCCACCAAGCCACAUCCGCUCAUGUCAGCUCUCCAGGCCAGUGGGGAUCAGCUACAGCUGGAACUGCUUGAGCUAGAACGAAUACCUCUUUCGAUUUCAACCCUCCUCCCAACCAUUGAUUGGACUCGUCUAACAACACUCACCCUAAUGCGAUGCGAUGACCAUGAACAUCUAUGGAGAGCUCUGCGUCGUAAAUAUGCACCUCCAGCAACACCCCCGAAAAGACUAGCGAAUGGGAAUUGGGGCCGAGGGAGCGUCAGCGCGGUCGAUUAUUCGCUCAAUAUCAAACAUUUGCGAACAGAUAAUGUUUCAUCGUUCCUGAUGCUUUUCAUUAAGGAUGCUCUCGCUCCCAAUACCUUGGAAAGCGUUUUCUUGCACGAAUCACCUGGACACGAGUCGAACGUACAAAUCGACGCCAUUUACCGACACAUCCUGCGAAAGCAUCGAUUGAGCCUGCGCAAGGUUUUGAUUGAUGCCUCGGAACGACAUGAUGGCACAGAUAACUUGAGCCACAAAUGGCAUAAGUGGGUGUUCAACCACGAAAUCAUUUCUUUCGUCACAAGUGGGAAAAUUCCUCAACUAAGAGAGUUGGGAAUGGCAAUGAAUUAUCGGGACUGGCACUAUUUCCUCCAGCGGCUCCCGAACAUGCCCCAGCUCCGCGCGCUAUACCUCCCCCAUAUCAGCCACUGUGCCAAAGUUGACCUCAAGGAACUCGCUCUCCAAGUUCUCGACAUAGUCAGCAUUCGCCCUGAGCUCAAGAUGACCUACAUCGGCCUCCAAAUGAAAUGUUACCAGAUUCAAGAAGGAGCUGGCGACGGGAAAGACUUGGACUUCGACGACCAAACCGUCAAUGACAUCUCCAUCGCAGGAGAUGACAAUCUCUCUGAAAUCGAUGCAAUGUCAAUUCAAGAAGAUGACCAUGAUAUUCCCCCUUAUACGGAUGGCGGGUCCGACCUUCUCUCCAGUGAUCUGGACGAUGAUGAUGAUGAUGACGAUGAACCGGAUGAUGACAGCGCUGGGCGCGUCCAGUUUCGGCUGCAAGAGAUCCUCUUUUAUGAUGACAAGAUAUCCAUCUUCAAGGCACGGCAUGGGGUGCUUUGA